UGUGAGUUACAUUCAGUUAUCUUUGAUAAAAUUAGAGUAAAAGAAAGUUUGUGGGGAGAAAACUCAUCCUUCUUCCAUUGAUGAGUAGUGAAGUUACUACUGCAUCAUAAAAGCUUCAAUGGGUUUAGUGCAUGCAUGGAUUUCCUUGAGAAUCAUUCAAGAAUUGAACAUUAGAGACAAGAAAAGGCUUCUGGGGUGACAUUCAUGGGGCUUCAUAGAUGGUGGCAAGUUACAUUGGUAAUUGUGUGUUUGUUUUCAUCAUCUCUUGUUGAAGGUUUGAACACUUAUUCUGAUCGUAAAUCACUGGAUUCCUUUCUUCGCAUGCAAGCAAAUGAAGAGAUAAAAAAUCCUAAAACAGGUGUUCUCUAUAAUGUUUCCCUUCCUUCCAACUUAACAGGUAUGGAAGUUUCAGUCGUUAGAUUGCGCAGUUUUUCUUUAUGGUCAAGAGGAAUGAACUACAGUUUCUUCAACCUUCCACCACGGAUUAUGUCUCGGCCAAGCCAGAAAAGAAUAGCCAUUUUGUACGAAAACUUAGGCAAUUUUUCUUCUUAUUACUACAAUGUGCCUAACCACACAAUGGUGGCUCCAGUUUUCGGUGUCAUGGCUUACAGUUCUUCAGACUCAGCAUUCGUGGAUGAGAAGAUUAACUUUACCAUUCAUGGUGAUCCCAUCAAAAUUUGGUUUCCUCUUGCUGAUGAACGUGGGAGAAAUCACACUCCUCUUUGUGCUAAGUUUACUGAUAAUGGGUUGGUGAAAUUGAAGAACAUGACUAAGCCAUAUGUUUGUGAAGUACACAGACAAGGGCAUUACACUCUUGUAAUUCCAUCAUUUCCUUUUCCAAAUGAACUUCAUACUCACAGUCAUGGCAGGAGAUUUGCCACAUGGUGGGUGUUGGGGUUUGCAAUAGGUUUCAUUGGGUUGGUUGUUUUGGGUUUGAUCUUGUUAGCUUUGGUUAUGGAGGUCAAGAAGAGAAAAAUAAGAAAAAUGGAGAAAAAUUCAGCUGGGGAAGAGCUUUUUGACACAUUUUGGAUUGGAGAAACUAAAUUACCAUUAGCUACAUCGAUUAGAACACAACCAAUCCUUGAGAAUUAAAAUGUACAUUAAUAUCACUUGUGAUACUUUUAUGCAAACAGAUGAGUACAUAAAUGUUAUCUUUUCAACUUUGGUCCUUAUCAACAAAACAAUUGUUCAAUCAACAACAAUAGAAACUAUCCUAUAUUUAUGUAGUUAUUACAGCUGUUAAUAGCACUUUUAUUUCAUGUUCUGUUUUCACUU
Molecule: messenger RNA, 1275 nt
Organism: Vigna radiata var. radiata (mung bean)
Lineage: Eukaryota; Viridiplantae; Streptophyta; Magnoliopsida; Fabales; Fabaceae
Exons: 1
Coding region: 205-1092 (295 amino acids)
Cellular component (GO): membrane
Source: RefSeq, a predicted model, not a curated record